UUUAGUCACAAGCACCUCUUCGGCAAAGCCCACCUCCCUCUCUCGCUUGAUUCCCCGGCCAUCCUUAUCAAAGACCUUCCAGAUUCAAGUGAUUCUCCUGUCUCAGCCUCUCGAGUAGCUGGGACUACAGUGAUUUCCUGAAGGAAAUAUAAUGAUCUGUUCAUCGAAGUAGAAGAUAUUGUUGGCCACGUGGGAUCGAAGACCAAAAACAUGCAGCGUCUGAGCUACCACGGCCGACAUGAUCUCCCGCCAAAGAGUUCUGCUGAACCACCAAGACCACGCAUGUAUCCCCAAGCACUACCUAUGCGGAUCCUAAGCAACCCGAGCACUUUCAAACGCCGUAGCGGUUCCUAUAGCAACGACAAACCGGAAGUAUGGUUUGCCGCCGGAAGCGGAAGUCCCAAUCAAAAGUUGAGCAGUAGCUGUGUGGGACCUGCGUGCGGCGAGAUGGACACUCCUCCGCUCUCGGAUUCGGAGUCGGAAUCCGAUGAGUCUCUUGUCACAGACAAAGAGUUGCAGGAUGCGUUUUCCCGCGGGCUUCUGAAGCCAGGCCUCAAUGUCGUGCUAGAGGGGCCGAAGAAGGCCGUGAACGACGUGAAUGGCCUGAAGCAGUGUUUGGCAGAAUUCAAGCGGGAUCUGGAAUGGGUUGAAAGACUCGAUGUGACACUGGGUCCGGUGCUGGAAAUCGGUGGAUCUGAGGCGCCAGCACCUCAGAACAAGGACCAGAAAGCUGUUGAUCCAGAAGACGACUUCCAGCGAGAGAUGAGUUUCUACCGCCAAGCCCAGGCCGCAGUGCUUGCAGUCUUACCCCGCCUCCAUCAGCUCAAAGUCCCUACCAAGCGACCCACUGAUUAUUUUGCAGAAAUGGCCAAGUCUGAUCUGCAGAUGCAGAAGAUUCGACAGAAGCUGCAGACUAAACAGGCUGCCAUGGAGAGGUCUGAAAAGGCUAAACAACUGCGAGCACUUAGGAAAUACGGGAAGAAGGUGCAAACGGAGGUUCUUCAGAAGAGGCAGCAGGAGAAAGCACAUAUGAUGAAUGCUAUUAAGAAGUAUCAGAAAGGCUUCUCUGAUAAACUGGAUUUCCUUGAGGGAGAUCAGAAACCUCUGGCACAGCGCACGAAGGCAGGAGCCAAAGGCCAGCAGAUGAAGAAGGGGCCCAGUGCUAAACGACGGUAUAAAAACCAGAAGUUUGGUUUUGGUGGAAAGAAGAAAGGCUCAAAGUGGAACACUCGGGAGAGCUAUGAUGAUGUAUCUAGCUUCCGGGCCAAGACAGCUCAUGGCAGAGGCCUCAAGAGGCCUGGCAAGAAAGGAUCAAAUAAGAGACCUGGAAAACGAACAAGAGAGAAGAUGAAGAACAGAAUACACUAAACAGCAUCUUUGAAUACAAAGAACCAAGAAAAAGGAAUGAAGACUCACAAUUUCACAACACACUUUGAUCCCUUCUGUUGGUGUCAUGUUGUAAACAUUUCUUUCAAUAAACUAAAGAAAAAUUAUUAAAGGAACACA
This is a messenger RNA of Piliocolobus tephrosceles (Ugandan red Colobus), 1506 nucleotides long. It is a transcript of the gene EBNA1BP2, whose product is annotated as EBNA1 binding protein 2. Bases 211 to 1368 code for a protein of 385 amino acids. Lineage: Eukaryota; Metazoa; Chordata; Mammalia; Primates; Cercopithecidae. The transcript has 13 exons. Gene Ontology annotation, biological process: rRNA processing; ribosomal large subunit biogenesis. The record is from RefSeq and is a predicted model, not a curated record. Gene Ontology annotation, cellular component: preribosome, large subunit precursor; nucleolus; nuclear periphery.